Paramecium sonneborni is the source of this 749-nucleotide messenger RNA. Lineage: Eukaryota; Ciliophora; Oligohymenophorea; Peniculida; Parameciidae. The record is from the annotation of a GenBank genome assembly.
UUAUUAUUAAAAAAAGAUUUAAAAUGACCAACGCACAAGAGCGUAUGUAGUAGGACUACAUUUGGAUUCGUGAUUAAUCAACAGGUGAUGCAGAUGUAAAGAUGCGUACAUUUGGACAACAUUAUCUCUAUUAUCAUGCUCCAAAUAAGAGAGAGAGAUUGGAGAUGAUUUGGAGAUCUAUGGGAAAAGCAUAUGAUUGGGAAAUGGAGAAAUUCAGAGUGAGAAUAUCAUUUAUAUUCAUUAGAUGCAAAAGAAAUUUAUUGAUAGAGGAAACAAGAGGAGAUUCUUCAAGAAUUUCUUUAGAUUGAUUAAAAAUCCAUUUGGUUACAUUUAUUGGAAGACUUAUCGUAUUAGAUAACCAAAAGGACGUAUAAUUACAACAAUGCUUGGCUUAGGUGUGAUUGGUACACUCUAUAAAUACAAAUUGGAAUCAAGUAAUUUAAGCAUAAUUAAUAAUUAGAUCAAAUCUAAAAAAGAGAAUAUUAUCUCUUAACAGCUGGUAAGAAUUCUGAAGGAAGUGGUCUUAUUAAUACAGGAUAUAAUAAUGAUAAGUAAUUAUUGCUUUUGAUUUAAGAUUGGCUCGUCAAGGAAUGCCUUUGACACAAAUGUUUUACUCCUACCUUUACGCCAAAGAUAUCGUUGUCUCUAGAUCUAGAGAUUAAAAUUAUAGAAAGUACUUCGAAAUGAGAAAGAAGUAUUAAAUCAAAGAAUGAUCUAAAUAUGUAUCAUCAUAAACAUUAUCCCAAAAC